Molecule: messenger RNA, 2468 nt
Organism: Cinara cedri
Lineage: Eukaryota; Metazoa; Arthropoda; Insecta; Hemiptera; Aphididae
Source: the annotation of a GenBank genome assembly
CAUGUAGAAUACUGUCUGGUUUUUGUUACCUUGUUGAUACUGUUGAACCUAACCUGUGACGGUCACCGGCUGUUGUCAGUUAUCAAAGUUAUACUGAUAACGAGGUACAAAAUAAAUAACAAGUAUUGUGUUUAUAUUAUGCAGUUGCAACUUACAUUGCCAUAGUGUAGUUUUUUACAACAUUGCUAUUUUUUUCUCAGGUAUUUAUUUUAUCUGUUGAUUUAUUGAUUACAUUUUUCUCGAAUGACUUGCACAUUCUCAGUCAUCACUGAACUGCUAAAAACGUAUUAUUGAUACAGACAUCGAGAUUUCAAUUGCCUGCCUAUCUAUUAUAGAGCAUAAUGGGCUCAUCAAAACAUUUAUAUCCAAUGUUGCUGCUAUUGGUUGUGAUCACGGCGACAUUAGUUCAAAGCAAUGAUGAUUUACUUAGGUAAGAAGUAUAAUAAAUAAUACCUAACUAUAUAUAUUUUUUACUAAUGCCAAUGCCACAUCGAUAAAAGUAAUUUUAUUCAAACUAUGUAAUAUUAUUACCUAACUUAUCUAUAAAUUAAUGUUUUGUUAAAUUAUUUUCAGAGUUAAAUUGUUUAAAAUGGACAGUGUGCGAAAACAACUUGGAGGGGUCGCGAAAGCAUAUCAGAAAAGUCACUAUCCAAAUGGAUACACCGCUGAACCGUUAUCUAAUUAUUUAGAUGUAAACAUAUAAUUUUAAUCAUAAAUAUUUAUUCUAUAUAGCAAUUUUAUUUCUAGGCUCAAUAUUAUGGACCAAUCAGUAUUGGAACUCCUCCUCAACCAUUUAAUGUGGUAUUUGAUACAGGUUCAUCAAACUUGUGGGUGCCAUCGAAACAAUGCAGCAUCUUGAACAUAGCAUGCAGUACGAUAUUUUAUUAUAAUUUCUUUAAAUUUAUCAGUUUUAACAUAUUUAUACUUUUGUACCUAUAUUUCUUUAACAAUUUUUUUUUUUGGGGGGGAUUUUUUCAGUGUUUCAUAAUAAAUAUGAUAUGGCUAAAUCAACUUCAUACCAGAAAAAUGGAACAACAUUUGACAUACAAUAUGGUUCAGGAAGUCUAUCAGGUUAUUUAUCUACUGAUGUCAUUACUGUUAGUAAAAUUUUUAUAAAAUAAAAUCAUUCAUAAUACCUAUGUUAUUAAGUAAUGAAUUACAAUAAUUAUUCAGGUGGAUGGCAAUACCAUAUUUAAUCAAACUUUCGCUGAAGCUGUCAAAGAGCCAGGUUUAGCUUUUGUUGCAGCAAAAUUUGAUGGAAUACUUGGUUUAGGAUAUUAUACAAUAUCUGUUGAUGGAGUCGUUCCUCCAUUCUAUAACAUGAUUGAUCAGGGCUUAGUCAAAAAACCGUUGUUUUCAUUUUAUUUGUCUAGGUAAUAUGGUAUAACAUGACUAAAGAUAUUUUUAAUUUUUUCUGAGUAUUCUAUACAUUUAACUUUAGAGAUCCAUCUAAAACUCCAGGUGGUGAAAUAAUAUUCGGUGGAUCUGAUCCUGAAAAAUAUACUGGCAACUUUACUUAUGUUCCUGUUACCAGACAUGGUUAUUGGCAAUUUGGUCUUGAUGAGUAUGUACUAUUUAUAUUAAUUUUUGUAAAAUUGUGACAUAUUUUUAUUGUUUAUUUCAUAAAGAAUACUUGUUGGAAAAACGUCCAUUGUGAGUGGUGCUCUUCAGGCAAUUGCUGAUACUGGUACCAGUCUAAUCGCUGGACCUGUUGAUAAUAUUAAACAAAUCAACACUCUUCUUGGUGGUACUCCCAUACCAGGAGGAGAAUAUAUUGUAAUAUGAAAUCUUAACAUUAUUUUUGUACUUUUCUUUAACUCAUGUUACAUUUUAGAUUGCUUGUGACCAAGUUGAUAAUUUGCCAAUUAUAUCAUUUGUUAUUGGUGGCACAACUUUUAACCUUGAGGGAAAAGACUAUAUAUUAAAAGUAUGUUUUUGAUUGUUUUUUUUUUUAUUUAAGGUUCAUAAAAUUUAAAUAAUAUUAUGAUUAUUUUUUUUUCAAGGUUUCUCAAUUUGGAAAGACUAUAUGCAUAUCUGGUUUUAUGGGUAUCGACAUUCCUCCUCCCAAUGGUCCAUUGUGGAUAUUGGGUGAUGUAUUUAUUGGUCGCUACUACACUGAAUUUGAUUUGGGAAACAAUAGAGUUGGUUUUGCCAAUUGUAAAGAAGAUGUUUGAUUUUAAUUAUAUUAAUAUACUCAGACACAGAACUGAUCGAAAAUCUAAGUGAUUUUAGUGAUUCAUUAUGAUUUUUAAACUUAGUUUUUAUACCUUCAAAAAUGUUAGUUAAUCAUUUUGAGUCAAAUAUUAUGAUUAUUUAUAACAUAAUUAUAGCAUUAUUUUCUAUAUUUUUCUUACGUGUGUAAUAAUUGAUAUACUGACUUUAUGUAAUAUACAAACGUCUAUGAAACAAAUGAAAGGAAUUACCAUACUUCAAAAAACAUUAGAUUGAUAAUUAUUUUAUAAAUUUGA